AUGAAAGCUAUCACUGAUAGUACUGGACGUACUGUUGAGCAAUUAAAAUCAGAUUAUAAACCUAAAGGAGAUUUGGGUCUUGUUGCUGAGAGUCAACAACGUAAAAGUGAUAUAAUAAAAAGUCUUUUAGUUUCUUGUCAAUCUCAUGAAAGUCGUUAUCUUGUUCGAUCAUUAAUUGGUAAACUUCGUAUUGGUUUAGCUGAACAAUCAAUGGUUGUUGCAUUAGCACAUUCAUGUAUUCGUAGUCAAUAUUCAAAUUUAAAAGAAACAACAUUAAAAGAACGUCUUGAUAAUGGUACACUUGCUGUUAAAGAUGCUUUUUGUCAAUGUUCAUUCUAUGAUAUACUUGUUGAUGUACUUAUUAAUAAAGGUGGUAUUGAAAAAUUAAAACAUUUAUGUAAAGCAACACCUGGUAUACCAAUGUUAGCACAUCCAUCGAAAGGUAUUGAUGAAAUAUUAAAACGUUGUGGAUAA
This is a messenger RNA of Rotaria sp. Silwood1, 474 nucleotides long. NCBI's taxonomy places the organism in Eukaryota, Metazoa, Rotifera, Eurotatoria, Philodinida, Philodinidae. The record is from the annotation of a GenBank genome assembly.